Brassica napus (rape) is the source of this 1130-nucleotide messenger RNA. RefSeq lists its product as uncharacterized. The record is from RefSeq and is a predicted model, not a curated record. Bases 399 to 1076 code for a protein of 225 amino acids. Lineage: Eukaryota; Viridiplantae; Streptophyta; Magnoliopsida; Brassicales; Brassicaceae. The transcript has 4 exons.
UUCGUAAUUUGUUGAAAAGAAAACGGCCAUACAGAACAUAUGUAAACUGAUUUUGUUCGAUUUAUUACUGAAAGAAAGUUUCAAAAAUUUAACUAAAUAACUUCGAAAAAAUGUUAUAACUCUUAACGAACCUAAGAAUAAUAAUAAGGUCUUUAUGAGUUGUUUUGACUGAAUUAUUCAUUUUGUCACUGUCGAUAUUCUAUUCGAACGUUACAAAUUGUUGUGUAUUGAAUAUGCAAUUGAAGAUGGAGAAAGAAGAUGUAUGCGUGACACGCACGUGUCGUUGUGGAUCUCUCUCCCUCCUUUUCCUCUGAAGCUUUCUUCUUCAUCCUCUGUUUCCUUGGUAAAAAAAUAAAAGAGAGCUUUGAACGAAAACAAAUCAACAAAAGCAAAUAAAAAUGACUAUUACGAAUAUGUUGAUCUGGAGAAAUCUUCUUUUCUGGUUCCUCUCAAAUACGUUGAUUCCAGGAUCUGUUAGAGCACAAUCUAUCACACUGAACUCCAUUGAGAUAUUCACGAAGCAUGACUGGUUCAAACUCAAACACACGGUCUACUUUCAAUGCAAAGGAGAGAACAAGACUGUUCUUCCCGACGUUACCAAAUCCGAAAUCUUGUACACUUUUCGCGGUCAAGAAUCAUGGCAGCCUAUGACUGAGAUCAGUGGCGAAAAAUGUAAGCGAUGUGGAAUCUAUGAGCAAGGCAGUCUGAUAUCAGACAAAGAGUUUGAUGAAUGGGAGCUUUGUCCUUCUGAUUUCUCAGCUAGCCAAAUCUAUAUGCAUUUUAAGGAAAAAGAGAUCAAUGCUACUUUUGUCUGCCACGGUUGUGCCAAGCUUGACUCCGUAUCUGCUGGAGCAACGACGGGUUCAAGUUCAAAAGAGGAAGGAGAUAAUGGAUCAAAAGUUGCAAUAGCGAUUGUGGCAGGGGUCUUGUGUGCAACUCUUGUUGUGGUUGGAGGGGUAUUCAUGUUUAGGCACUCAAAGAGGAUGAAGCUGCAGCGAGAUCAAGCCAGGUUUAUGAAGCUGUUUGAGGAAAAUGAUGAACCUGAAGAUGAACUUGGACUUGAACCUGUGCUAUGACAUGGCCUUGAGCCGUUUUUUUUUUUUGACAGAGAUUUUUGUGUUUCAUGAAUU